AAGCUUUAAAUAAAAAAAAAACGCCUAUAUAUAAUUUUAUUAAAAUUAUAUAUUUACAUAACUAUUACAAUAAAAGAAAAUAUAAAUCACAAUGUCACAUGAUACUAAAGAUUUAUCAUUUACUGGAAAUAAUCCUGGUGCAGCAAAAUUUGGCAACUUUAUAAACUAUUACUCUUUUCACAGUUCAAAAGAAAGAAUAAAUAACUUACAACCUAAAAUAUUUCCACAUACAGAAAGUGAAUAUAUUCAUUGUUUAGAUAUAGGCUGUAAUACUGGUGAACUUACAGAAGAGCUAUAUGUUUAUUUAAAAACUGUAUAUCCUAAGACUAAUAUAAAAAUUUUAGCCAUUGACAUUGACCCCACUUUAAUAGAAAGAGCUCAGGAACGAAACACUCAUAAUGGUAUAUCAUUUGUUACAAGAGAUAUAACUACUGAAAAUGGUUGCAAACUAAUACAGGAAUAUAUUAAAAGUGAAAAGAAAAAAAUGUUUGAUAUAGUUUUUUGUUUUUCUGUCACAAUGUGGAUACAUAUUAACAAUGGAGAUUCAGGAUUACAAAAAUUCUUAAUAUUUCUCAAAGAAAAUUCUAAGUCUAUUAUCAUAGAGCCACAACCAUGGAAGUGUUAUAAAAAUGCUCAAAGAAGAAUGAAGAGAUCUGGUCAAGUUUUUGAGUUAUAUGAGUCUCUACAUAUUCGAGAUAAUGUAGAUAAAGAAAUUGAGGAUAUUUUGUGUGAUAAGACACAUAUUAAAAUUUAUGAGUCACCUUCUUCUUCGUGGAAUAGAAAAAUCCAAUGUUAUCAUCUAAAAGAAUGA
This is a messenger RNA of Nymphalis io (European peacock), 811 nucleotides long. RefSeq names its product probable RNA methyltransferase CG11342. Gene Ontology annotation, cellular component: cytoplasm. Gene Ontology annotation, molecular function: O-methyltransferase activity; RNA methyltransferase activity. The transcript has a single exon. The record is from RefSeq and is a predicted model, not a curated record. Gene Ontology annotation, biological process: miRNA metabolic process; negative regulation of pre-miRNA processing. Lineage: Eukaryota; Metazoa; Arthropoda; Insecta; Lepidoptera; Nymphalidae. Bases 92 to 811 code for a protein of 239 amino acids.